Molecule: messenger RNA, 5714 nt
Organism: Porites lobata
Lineage: Eukaryota; Metazoa; Cnidaria; Anthozoa; Scleractinia; Poritidae
Source: the annotation of a GenBank genome assembly
AAAGCUUUCAGUCAGGGAUCGAUUGGCAACUUUUUCUACGUCAACUUCAUGAUAAGUGAAUUUUCCUACCUGAACAUCUCCAGUAUUGGUCGGAAUCUUAUUCAAGAAGAAAACGAUUGUGGCUACGCCUGUUUAGAAAUUCCUUCAUGUUUUUCCUACAAUGUGGCUGCCUUCCCUGAUGUCAACGGCAAACUUCUGUGCGAACUCCUGCCAUCGGACAAGUUUAACAACUCGGACAAGUUCAACGCCAGCAAAGAGUUUCAUCACUUUUAUAUUCCGGUAAGUCAAACUUCUAAUUAAUCAAAAAUGUUCCUUCUGGGGAAAAUAAAAAGUUUCUUCUUGUUUGUUUGUGUGAUUAUUUUCUUUUGACUCUCGCUAGUUUCGAAAGUUAGAAUUUGUAAAUCAAAAUGUAUCUCUUCGCUUGGAAAAUCUUGAAUGCAGUGGAUUACGUUGUGCUUCAAAUGCAAAGGAAUUGGCUAAUGAGUUUGGAUAAAAAAAACCUUAUAAAAGUUUUACAACUAAGUUAAACCUUUCAACUCUUAAUUUAAACAUCUGCUGAUGCCCAAACAUACUUGAUGAAAUCGAUAUAUUUAUGUUCGAAUGUCCUAAACGUUAGUGAGGGGAGAGUUGCUGACAAAGGUCUCGACUGAAAUAUUUUCCGACAAAAAGCGUUUAGCUCGUAAAACACAUUUGUCAUAUCAUGAAUUUUGCUUAUUACUAGUUUGCAUACUUGGCUUGCCUUAAAAGUUACAGAAACGUUUUAAUACUCCUAUUUUAGGCUAAUCUUUUGCCAGCUAGACUAUAUCAGCACAACGCCUUGAAAUUCGGUAGCAUCUCUGCAAAUUUCUGGGUAAAUGAAACAGCGUUGACUUUCAAAACCUCACUAAAAACUCAACUGAGCAAAUCCAGCGGGGAGUGCAAGAGAUAAAAAUGUAUAUUGCUUGCCGUCCUUAAUUAUAUCGAUGUCAUUUAAGCAUCGACAUGUAUGUCAAAUUCGUUGCUUUUUGAAUCCACAAAACAAAGCGAAAGGGAAACAAAAAAAUUUAAUCCCAACUUUUGUAGGUUUACAGUAAGCUGAAUUUAAUCCACAGUUCUUCUCGUUGAAGUAGUUAUAACAUCAUAUAGUGAAGACAAUGAAUGUCUAUAGUUUUCGUACUGAAAGUUAACUGAGGCCCCGAAACUUUCUCUCUGUCUAGUGCUUUUCUUGUUCUGUUUGGACAUUACUAUGGCAACACAAAGUACCUAACCUGUUAACCUAUGGGAACAUUCAACUGAGGGAAUUCGUAUCCAUUAAACGUUCCUGGCAAUAAAUGAAUUUAAACGAGUAAACUGCCUUGUCGAACGAUUUUUUUUGUAUCGAGUUCUUCGUUCUUUUUCACAAAAGCGAGCCACUUUGAUCCUCAUGUUUGGCUGAUUCAAUGGGAUAUUGCCAUAGCAACGCACAUUUAAAGAUAGGACUGCCACCUGUAACUGAUGAACCGUUCGUGUUUUGUUAUUAUGAAAAAAGCAGCUUUUGUUAUUGUGUCGCAAGAAAUACAUGUUACUAGCGGUAGAAGUGCUACACUAUGAAAAAGCAAGCAUCAAAUUUUCUAAAAAACGGAGACAAUAAUUAAGGGACUUAUCAAAGUCUGCUUUACAUUUGUUAGAGCUGCGCAAAAUUCCCGUCACUUGAUCUCAUUUUAUUAUUUCCAAUUUUCUUUUUACCUUUUUUUUCUUCGUCCUUAUUUCGAGAAACACCUCGAUUUUUGUAGCCUGUUAUAUAGGCUCCGAGAUAGUAGUGCAGCGGGGGCAGGGACAGAGGGGACCAUUUUUUUUUUCCACCGCUAUCCCCUUUCCUAGAUCGCGUGCGUCUUAUUUUUAAAUAGGUUUGGUCCUUUUAUCUUACCGAGACGUCCCUACUCUGAGAUCCUACUCAGUAUAUCCGUAAGUUCAAUAUGGAUGAUUGAAAACAAGCUUAAAAUUUCGAAUUAAUUAGGUUUGCACAAAAUCUAGUUAUUAGUAGAUUUCUUGAUGAGUUAGUACACAACUUACAAUUUGUUACCCCCACUUUUUAAAACAACUUAACCAAAUUUUAACAGUAUUUAAUUUUUUUUUAAGAAAAUAAGACAAAAAGUAAGCAUGUUCAACAGUUAAGCACUCGUACUUUUUGUUCACUUAUUGGCUGCAUAUCUCCUCCUGAUAAAAAUGUUAACAUUCUUUCAUUUAGUACUUCUAAAGAACCUGUGUUUAGCCUCCUUAAAAGCACACUGAAAGUCAGGACGAAAGAAUUGUGCCCGAAAAAGGCGUUUUAAUUCUUACUGCAAGAAAAUGCAAUUUAAUUGGACAAAUAAAUUUACAAAGUAUAUUAGAAAUAUAAGAUGGAAUUUCAUUAGAAUUCAUAGAAAAACGCAGAAAAAAUGCAUUUAAAAGAUAUCCUGACCAGAUAGGAAAGAAGCCAAGCAGUGGCUCUUAAUGCCAUCGUCAGGCUACUCGCCGAUAUAAUUAUAUCUGCAGCCUGUUCAUCCUACAAAAGCUGUGUCAGAAGAAUGCAUUGACCAGAAGCAACUAGCUGAGAAUACAGGCUGUGAACUCACUCACUGCGGCAAUUAACGCAGGCAUUAGAUAUAGCUUCUGUUUUCGUUCAGCAAAACCAGCCGGCGGCUCCCUGAAAUAAUUUGAUGAACAAGCGAGUUAAAUUUAUAUAAUUACACCAGCUUACCAGCUGCUCUAUUGUGGUAAUUGAUUACAGUGGAACCCCGCCAUACGACCACCCCGUUAAUACGACCAGCCCGUUAUUGCGACCACUUUUUUGUGGCCCGAACAAAAGCCCACUCAUUUUCUUAUCUGAAAACCCCGUUAAUCCGACCACCCCGUUAUUACGACCAAAGACCAGCUUUGGGAGUCCUGAGUCGUUAUUUUCUUUAUAAAAUUACCCCGUUAAUACGACCAUUCAAAAUGCUUGGUGGGGCUGCUGAAUGAAAACAGACACAAUCUGACAAAUAAUAACCCAUUACUAAUAUUUUAUUGAAUGUUUUCAGGCAAAGGUGUUAGUGGUUAGCAUGACAUCCGGUAAAUUGCUGUGUGCAGUAAAAAGGAUGCAUGAAUAAAUAAUACAAAAGAUCUGAGAGACUUCACUUUGCAGCCUUUCCAGGCUCUCAAAGUUAUAUUGCCUUCUUGUUUCUGCUGCCUUCCACUGAGGCUUUUCUCUUCAAGUCCAUUUCCUUUUCUUUUCUCCCAGAACUUUGAACUUUGUAAUAAUUGUGUUUUAAGCUACAAUAUAGAAAACGGCUCUUCGAGACAAAUCACAAGCCCUUUCCUUUCAUAACAAGGAACUGAAAGAAGUCAGUGUUUUUUCUCAUUACUCGGUUUCGUUUACUGUUACAUUGUUCAGUUGCAUUGAAUUGCGGUUGUAAGGUUGUUACUUCACUUAAAAAAAGGUUGAUUUAUAACGGAUUAAAGGUAUACAUGUAGUAGAAUGUAGUUUAAAAGCAUUUUGUACCAUAAUUUGACCCUACCCCGCUAAUACGACCAAAUUUCCAUGGCCCGAAAGUGGUCGUAUUAACGGGGUUCCACUGUACAAACAAGAAUUUGCAAAAAGACACUGACCAGAACCGUACAGUACGUGAAUACAAUCAUUUUGGCUACCAUCACAUUAAGGCCCUAACAUAGUCCAGGGUAUAGUUAACUGCAGUUUUACGUCCAAGUCAUUGCAGUUGAGAUAAAUAUGAUUACAGUAACCUCGUUGUUUUGUCAACUAGACCUCUUUAGCUUGCAUGUUUUGUUUUCCAAUAUAGGUCAUGUGAAAAUACCCCAAAAAAGUGCUUCUGUCAAAUUUUGUCUGAUUCAUGUGCAAAGGGGGAUCAAAUUCCCCUAGGACCUUUAUUCGGAAAACAAAACAUACAAACAAGAGCCACUUGAUACAAACUAAAAGAGGUCUUUUAAAAGUGGGUGUCAUUUACGUACCUGUAACACCAACAGGGGUUGCUGUUGCAAUAACCUUUUCUUAUAAGUAUUCUGUUUAACCAUUAUAUAGUGGAUGAAAAACUGGUAACCCAUGAUAUCACCUGACUCUUGCUUAAAGAACUGUCUUCUGUAGACCGGGAAAUAACCAGCUAAUAAGCGCGUUUUUUGGCAAAGCUUAAGAAAUAGAGCUUGUAGUUCUAACAAUAGAUCAUAAACAGGGCCCAGCUGUUCGAAGGCCGAUUAGCACUUAACCCGGGGUUAAAUUUAAUCCGCGUUUCUUUUUCUUAUGUUCAAAAGUAUUUUCUAGACAUUUUUUUCUGUUAUGUUUAGAGCUUCCAAUCAUCAACAUGUAGACAGAAAGAAUUAAAACUGAAAUGCUUUUUAAGCUUUCAAAUCAAAUCUCGCACUAACCCUGGGUUUUCUUCACCCAGCUUUGAACAACUCGGCCCAGGAGAUUAUGCCUUAGAGGAAUUCCUCUUGUGGAUCUGUGGAUCUUGAACGGGCCAUAAAAUUUGUGUAAAGAAUAAUGGUUCAGUCAAUUCCAAGCGCGCGCAUCUACCGGCCCGCCCUUUUAGGCAUGGCUCUCGGGAGGUAGUAAUGAUAACACGAAGAUAAUUCGCUUUAGAGAAAUUAUGUUAACAGGAACUAAAAGGGUAUAUAAACAUUGGGUAACCUCUACAUUGUCAGCCGUAUCAGUCAAAAGUAGCGAUUGCAACCGCCGCCAAAAAGUUGGAUUUGUACGGGAAAAACAACUCUUGUCAUCCAGUCACGGUUGACUGGUUUUCCAUAGAAAUCCUUGUUUUAUUUUCCUGAAAUCUUUCACUUUCACAUUAUAGUACUUAUAACUAAAAUAUUUUUACGACAAAAUAAUUUCUUGGACUUGUAUGGAAAACCACUCAACCGUGAUUGGGUGAGAGAGUUGCUUUUCCCACACAAAUCCCUCUAAUUUUCGGCGGUUAUUACAAUCGCUACUUUUGAGAUAUAAGGCUGAAAAUGUACAGAUUACCUAAUCGGUUUAGAAUUUUGCUCUCUCCAACGCGAAUCAUCUUCGUGUCUACGGAAAGUUGACCACGUGACCAACUAUUGCAAAUGUUCCAUUCCACUCUUUUCAUUUGUUUCAUGAAUUACUAAUGAGUCAUCGACCAAUAAUAAAAAGUAGUUAAGGCUCUAAUGUGACUGCAACCGAUAAUUAAGUUUGUUUAGAAAAAAAGCCUUUCACUGUCUGCGUGCGAACUGGUCCAUCGACCUAGUUAAAUAAAAAAAUCCAGAUAAGACAGUUGGUCAUAAUUGAUGACACCUUUUGGAUCAUCUUUACCCGCACAGUCAGCACUGAAACAAUAGGACGUCAAACGCACAGCUGAAAACUAAGAUCGAUCAAGGAGGUGGUAGCUCUGUAAAAGCCGAAAUUAUAAUCCUAGUUUCUCUUCCUUUUUUUUAAUAUUGUUCUUUUUUUCUUUUUAGAUUCAGUGGGUGGUUUCUUUACCACUUUCAAUUCGUUUAUUUUCUCUCUGCUGGAUAAUGAAGGGCUCGCACCGUUUAAAAGCAUGGUUUCAAGACCAGAACGUGCUAUUUAUUGUUCCUCAAAGCGCGGUCCACAAUUUGGUGGUUAUCUUGGCAUACGCAUUGCCGAUAAUGCCAAUCAGAAUAAUAAAUCCCGGGCUAUAUUAGCAAUCUCUUACUCUCCACCAAAUGGAGUUACAGACAGUUCAACAAUCCUGGCUGGAACCCGUUUCUUUUCACCUGACGAAGUUGAGGUAUUUUAUCUCGCUUAA